Molecule: messenger RNA, 1617 nt
Organism: Anopheles maculipalpis
Lineage: Eukaryota; Metazoa; Arthropoda; Insecta; Diptera; Culicidae
Product: transmembrane protein 26
Exons: 5
Coding region: 1-1617 (538 amino acids)
Source: RefSeq, a predicted model, not a curated record
AUGGCGAAACUGCUGGCAACGUUCAAAGCCACCGUGACAAGGAUACUGUUUGCCGCCCACGGGUUUAUUGCGAUCUGGCAGGUGACCCAAAACAAGAAGGAACCCAUCUACUGGUGUCUGUGCGCUCCGAUCGGUGUACUCUUUAUCGAAGGCAUCUUUACGUUGGCGAUCAAGAAGAAUCAGGAAUGGCGCUGGUUCUGUCCAUCGGUUUUUCUCUACCUGUCCAGUAUCGUUCCCGCCAUUUGGCUGCUGGAGCUGGACAAGCUGGACAAGCGAACACGCUACCAGGAUCAGAUGCUGAACGAAACCAUCAAUCUUGCCGCUACGGUCGGGAAGGACCUGAAAGACCUGAACAAGAUGUUGGGAGUCAAGAUACAGCUGCCCGACAUACAGCUAACGGCGGAGAUGUGGGUCACACUGAUCGAGCAGUUUCUCAUGCUGGUGCUCAUCAUCGGCCGGUGGAUGUUGCCGAAAGGGGAUCUCACCCGGGACCAGCUGAGCCAGCUGCUGCUCGUGUACAUCGGUACGGCGGCGGACAUUAUCGAAUUUUUUGACUCCUUCAAGGAUGCGAAGAUAGCGAACGAACCGGUGCUGGUGCUACUGACGCUAAGCAUUUGGUCGUGGUCGUUGCUACAGUUUACCAUCGUGCUGUCGGCUACGAGGGCUCGCAAGCCACGGGGCGGUGGCAGUCAACCGAGGGCCGGCCAGGACGGGACGGAUGAUGCGAGCUGCUGCAAUGUGGCCUGCUGUAACAUUGAUGUGUGGGGAAUUGCGCUUAACAUUUUGCUGCAGGACGCACCGUUCCUUACCUUCCGAUUGCUUAUCAUCGUGCACUACAAAAUCAUCACCUACAUGAACAUCUUCUUCACCUGCAAAAACACGCUCGUGAUACUGCUGCAACUCUACCGACUGUACGUGGUAAAUUCGGAGAACCGGAAAGCGGCGGCCAACAAGAAACGGUUGAAGAUGCGCGCCAAGGCAGAACAACAGUUAUCCGCGAGGCAACAGAAGCAACGGAAAAUUAGCAAAAGGUCGUCCUCGUCCCGCAAGGACACUGGCUACUCGACUGCCAGCAGUCAGACUACGGCCGAGCAGCGGCGUCAGCGGAAGGGUGUGACGGUGAAACCGCGGCCCGGUACCGAGUCGGAUGAGGACGAUCCACCGCUCCACAGUGAUGGCGGUGCGGAUGAUGAUGGCCACCUGUCAGAGGGCGAACAAAGGGGUCGUCCGGGUAAAGGCGUCGAACGUCGGUCAAGGGAUGGAAAGGACAGAAAAUCUUCCACCAGUCGCCACCAUACGACGGACACGAAGCAGGGCGGGAGCAGUCGUCGCAAGCAACGAACCUCCUUCGACAGUGAUCGUAGCGAGGAUGGCAAGACGGGCACCGAAACGCGCCAUCAACGUAAACGACGCCACGGAACCGAAUCGGCCGCCGGUGGUGGUAGCUUCGAGAUAAUCCACGAAAAAUCGUCCAGCGGACGGAAGAAAAAAUCGAAACCUCCACCACAACUCGACAAGUCACCUCCACCACCACCACCACCGCCGCAGGAAGCAUCCUUCACAGGAUCAUCCUCACCAGCCACUGGCAGCAGUGAAUCUUCUUCCGGAUCGGAAUAA